Notolabrus celidotus (New Zealand spotty) is the source of this 6273-nucleotide messenger RNA. RefSeq names its product UDP-N-acetyl-alpha-D-galactosamine:polypeptide N-acetylgalactosaminyltransferase 2 (gene galnt2). Gene Ontology annotation, cellular component: Golgi apparatus. The coding region runs from base 1 to 1707 and encodes 568 amino acids. Lineage: Eukaryota; Metazoa; Chordata; Actinopteri; Labriformes; Labridae. The transcript is spliced from 16 exons. The record is from RefSeq and is a predicted model, not a curated record.
AUGCGGAGGAAAUCGAGGAUAUUAUUGUGUUUUGCGGUGCUGUGGGUGCUGGGAAUCGCCUACUACUUCUAUUCGGGGACAGCAAUGAGUCGAAAGGAUGAUUGGGGCUCCAGUGACUCGUCGAGCCGGGGAAAAGCUCACAACACUGAUGACAAGUCACACAGCCUGGAAACUCUGCCGCCAGGUAAAGUGCGCUGGCAGGAUUUCGACCAGGAUCUAUACGUUGGUGCCACAGUGGUCCGACCAGGACAGGAUCCGUAUGCCAGGAACAAGUUCAACCAAGUGGAGAGCGACAAACUCCGGAUGGACAGAGCUGUGCCUGACACAAGACAUGACCAUUGCAGACAUAAACAGUGGCAGACGGAGCUACCAGCCUCCAGCGUGGUCAUCACCUUCCACAAUGAGGCUCGCUCUGCUCUGCUGAGGACUGUGGUCAGUGUCCUAAAGAAAAGUCCUGCUCACUUGGUCAAAGAGAUCAUUCUGGUGGACGACUAUAGUGAUAACCCGGAGGAUGGAGCGCUGCUGGGAAAGAUUGAAAAGAUUCGCGUGUUGAGAAAUGACCGCAGAGAAGGACUGAUGCGUUCCAGGGUUCGAGGUGCAGAUGCUGCCACAGCACCGGUCCUCACCUUUCUGGACUCUCACUGCGAAUGUAACGACCACUGGUUGGAGCCGCUACUAGAGAGAGUGGCAGAGGAUAAAACCCGAGUUGUUUCACCCAUCAUUGAUGUCAUCAACAUGGACAACUUCCAGUAUGUAGGAGCCUCAGCCGAUCUGAAAGGAGGUUUUGACUGGAAUUUGGUGUUUAAAUGGGACUACAUGACCUUGGACCAGAGACGCGCCAGACAAGGCAAUCCCAUCGCCCCCAUAAAGACUCCGAUGAUAGCAGGAGGUCUGUUCGUCAUGGAUAAAGACUACUUUGAGCUGCUGGGGAAGUACGACAUGAUGAUGGAUGUGUGGGGCGGAGAAAACCUGGAGAUCUCAUUUCGUGUGUGGCAGUGUGGUGGCAGUCUGGAGAUCAUCCCCUGCAGCAGAGUUGGCCACGUCUUCAGAAAACAACAUCCUUACACCUUCCCUGGGGGCAGCGGGACUGUUUUUGCAAGGAACACAAGGAGAGCAGCAGAGGUGUGGAUGGAUGAGUUUAAGAACUUCUACUAUGCUGCUGUCCCCUCAGCCAGGAAUGUUCCCUAUGGAAACAUCCAGAGUCGUUUGGAGAUGAAGAAGAGGCUAGGCUGCCAUCCGUUCAAGUGGUACCUGGAGAAUGUCUACCCUGAACUGCGAGUCCCAGAUCACCAGGACAUAGCGUUUGGAGCCUUACAACAAGGGGGAAACUGUUUGGACACCCUGGGUCAUUUUGCCGACGGGGUAGUGGGAGUCUAUGAAUGCCACAACGCUGGAGGAAACCAGGUAGCGUUACCACCACGACACACACAGGAGUGGGCCCUGACGAAGGAUAAGUCAGUCAAACACAUGGACUUGUGUCUGACGGUGGUGGACAGAACAGCCGCCUCCCUCAUCAAACUACAAGGCUGUCGAGAGAAUGACAGCAGACAGAAAUGGGAGCAGAUCGAGUCCAACUCCAAGCUCCGUCACGUGGGCAGUAACCUCUGUCUGGACAGCCGCAGUGCCAGGAUGGGCGGACUCACUGUGGAGGUCUGCAGCCCGAGCCUCAACCAACAGUGGAAGUUCACCCUUAAUUUACAAUCAUAGGGGGCGCUAGGGACCCUUGGGAAAGUUAGAUAUCUCAUAGAGACACUAACAGACUCUGACAUGGAUGAAGAGAUGGAAAUGAACCCAAGGAGAAAGCCAAACUUGAUGGAUUAAUGGAUCCCUCUUGCUCCUCCUCCUCUUCCUCUUCCUCCUCCUAUUCCUCAGAGGUGCAACUAGUCUUGUCUAUACACCUCUCCCCCAGCCCCCAGCUCACCCUUCCUUUAAAAACAGAGACACACCCACUGGGGGAGGGGCUUGUAGACCAUGGAGGAGUAAACAGGAAUCUGACUGCUUGGUGGAUUGUUGAUGAUAGCGGUGAAUCGUGGUGAGGAUGAUAGUGAUGAAGGGGCGUUCUAUCCAAACAACAUACCUCAGUGUUUUUCCAUUGAUGGUUCCAGGGGCAGAUGACGUGUGAAUUUAUUUCUUUUCUUUUUUUUAAAUGCUGGUGAAAAGGAACUCAUUGAUGUUUUUACUUUGUAAUUAUUUUAUUUUACUUUUAAUAUUUUUAUUUCCUGCUGUAAAUCUCCACAGAGGUUAGCAGGAGCUGUUUUUUCUUUUAUUUUGUGUUCUCGAAAAGAAUCGGAUGUUUAGUGAUGUCACUCCUCUCCGGUGCUCUCUUUGUUUUAACCACAUUGAGCUUGAGCGUGUCACGGCAGACUGAGAUGUGUGGUUGUGGUUUGGAUGUAGAGCAAUGAGAGAAGAGGGAAAAUGACUCAAAUUCUUGAGCUUUUCUCCUUUAAUAUACCCUUUUUGGUUUACAGGAUCAACAGAGAAAAAGUGGAGAUAUAAAUGCUUUGUGUUAUACUUUGGGUUGUAAGUGUUGGGAAGAGACAGGAGAGUUCAAGAGGGAGCUUCACCUCUGGGCGUUGGCCUGACAUUGGUUGAGGUAUACAGUACAGUUCCUGGAACCAGGAAGUGUCUUGAAGCCCUCCUUUCAGGAUUGGCUGUUUGUCUCCAGGCUGUAGCACUGGCUGCUGCAGCGUCUUCACUUCUUACACCAUCAUGUCUCUAAAAAAAAAAAAAGAAUCUUAUAUGCGUCUUAUUUUAUUUGCUUUGUCAAAAAAAUUGAACCAAAUUUCGAAUGGAUGUUUUGUUUUCAAGGAAUUCAGGGGAGCAAUUAAAGAGUCUUUCUUCUCGUACUCUCACAGCGCUCUGUGGAGCCGAUCAGUUUCUUCUCUCUGCACAGAUCAUUUCCUCUGCCUGCACCUUUGAUAGAAAUGUAGGGGGGUUACUUUCUUAUAAUCUCCACCAAACUGGAUUUGAUGUUGCUCUUUUCCCCAGAGCUAACAGGUGUUCAGUGCAACAGGAUGAUACUUUACAGAUCAGCAGGCACAGACAUCAUUUAGACAUUUCUUGCUUUACUCUCGUACCCCUCCCUGCUUUUGCACGACAGUAGAAGGAAACAUGAGUGCCUACGUGUGGCUGACCAUAUUUUGUACUUGGCAUCAAGAGUUCCCUUUUGUUCUGACAAACUGAAACCUUGUUUAUUCUAGCCUGAGCACAAAUGCAAACAGAACAGUUUCCAGAGUCAUUGUUGCAGUCAGAUACUUGAAAUUGUGUACACAUGUGUCCUGAGAAGCUGCAUGCGUCACCGACAAGCUCUUACAACUCCUCAGUCACAAGUGUCUUCAAUUAACUUUUUCUGUUUUGUUUUCUGUAUUGUGCAGCUUAGAUGAGCCAUCUGUUCAGGAGUUUGAAGCUGUGAUAAACAAGGUUUUACUGUUUGUCUUCACUCUCUUUCUGCAGGAGGUGAGCAGAUUUCGUUUUGAUUGCACAAGCAGCUCGGCUCAUUUUUUUGUUGAUUAGAAAUGCAAAUGAGAACUCAUCUUGUUUAUUCUGGCGAGCUGCUUCAAUCUGUGGAACAAUGUUUCGGUGUCACCAAACAGAAUUAUGCCACUUUUGUUACCUGAUAGUGUUACUGAUGCCAUUUACAGUACAUAUAUCCUCAUAGUCUUCAACCUUCAACAGGGGCUCAUCUGAACUGCUCUGACCCUCGUGAUGAGUAACGAUGAUGCAGUUUUCGGAGAAAUAGGUUUUGAUUGAAUUCAGCUUGACUUCUCCAGGAGCAGCUUUGGGCUAACCACAUAAACGCAAACAUCUUAAAACAGAUACACUGUAAAGUGAUGCUGACCUAAAAAAUCACAUGUCCUGUUUGUUCUUGAAGGAAGCGGUAGCCUCAAGUGUUCUUUAAUGUAAAAUAUUCAAGUAUCUCCUUUUCUACUCAGUAUUUCUCUCACAUGCACAAUCAUACAUCUUUCGUUGAUUCUUUUUUGUUACCUGAGCGACUAAAAUUGACAAAGACAGCUGGUCAUGUUUUCUGUGUUAUCCGAUUCGUCCUUUGUUCCAUCGAGGUAUUUUCUCCCAUUUUGAUCCUUGUUCCCGAUGUUUGCCUUGUCUUAAACAUUCACCGUAGCUGUUUGCAGAUUGAGUGGAGAAGGUCAGCUGAAGUUGUGUGAAAAGCCUAUCCUGUGACUUGACAGGUUGCUGCUCUGUGCCGCCAGGCUGCAGAGGUUGGCCAACCUGAGGGCCAGCCUGGAUGUGAGGAAAGUUGUGACUAGACUUUAGGGCCAAAAUCUGAUUGAGGUAUUUCGAUAAAUUACGUACUUCUCAGGAGGUGGAUUUACUGAGAAUUACAGAAAAAAAGUUAUUUGGGAAUCAAUGAAAGGAAAGGCGAAACCAUUUCAGUUGUCUUAAUUUUGUAAGAAUGUUUCAAAUCAAAAGUUGUUAUACUGAAGAGCUGAUUUAAAAAAAAAUUAUUAACUUAAAGUCAAAACAGUGCAGUGGAACCAGUGUAAGGUACCGGACUGUGACAUAUUGUUUAUGCUUUCAGUCACAUCUUUCCACACAUAGUGUUUUCGAUUUUAGGUAUAAUUUAUAGUGUAGGUCUGAACUGAAAGCUUUUUCAGCAGAGCUGGCUGCAGGUACGAUCAUUAUUCAAUCAUUAUGUGUACAUUAAAAGCGUGUACUGAUCUGAUCAGGGCUGGAUAUCAAAAUGUUGCAAUCUCUUAAUUUGGUUUUUAGUCAUCAAAGUCAAAAAAUGUUGACCCUUGGUUUAGUUUAAAGUGGCGCAUAGCGCCCUCUAAUGUCAUCACUGAUGAGUAACGAGUAGAAAACCAGAGAAGAAAAGAAAAAGGGACUCGUGGUAAUAAAAAUAAUCUGAUGCAAUGCAGUAGCAGAGAGGUUCAGAUAUUUCUCUAAAUCACAUUUUCUUUGUCUUCUGUUUUUCUUCUUCUUGUUAAACCUACAAAAAUGUCCAGGCAGCAGAAACUGAACAGGCAAACCGCACACACCUGAGUGACCAUGGCAACACUGUCUGCAACAGCAGUGCAGAGGUGUUGUUUAAAGCCUUUUCUUUUUAAACUAGUCUUACUCUUGUGAAGAUGAAAGAUUAUUAUUUUAUUUUGUAUAAUUUUUAUUGCAUACACAGGGGAAAGUGACUGUAGUAGUUUAGUAGUCCAGAGCCUCACUUUGAUUGGAUGAUUAAAUGUUUACAUCUUUAGCACACUGUGCCAAAGUUUCUUCUCAUUAUCUCUGUUUUGAGGAAGAAAGAGACGUAACUGAAAGUUUUUGGAAAUGAGCCACAGGGAUCUUUUUCAGUUUUUAGUGCACAUUUGCCUUCUGUAUGUUUUUAGGUCAUUCCUCCUGGUCUCUUUCUGACCUGUAGGACAUGUCAGAGGGGAGGACAGCUCACAGCGUCUGAUCUAGUAUCAGUUUUUUAAUUUGAAGAGGGUUUAAAUUCUACUUAUGUUUUUUCAAUCAGUGUCUGUAAUUUGUGUUUUACACUUUUGAAAUAAAGAUUAAAAUAGUAUUAAAAACAGAAGAAUAUACUCCCUCUUUUAGCAUGUUUGACUAAACAGCAGUCAGUGAGAAGACUGUCCCCCCCUCUGAGCCUGCAGGACUUCAUUCAUACUCACUGUGUUGUGGAGGGAACAGAUAACUUGGUGGAGUUAAUUCAGAGAGGAUAAGUGAAGGUUGGGUUUUUCCUCUCUAAGUUGUGUCAUGAUUUGUCCUAACCAGAGGGAUGUCUAUUCCCUUCAGCCCACCUUAAAAUCCCCUUUGAGGAUUAAUUGAGGAGAACAGCCCCUCUCAUAACGUGAGAAGCCCCUGUGGAGACAUCCAGCUCAGGACUGCUUAAACCACUCCAUCUUUUGCUACGCGUGGCAGCACCAGGGUGCCUGAGUCAGGACAUAAGAGGGGCUGAACAUGCACAUGAGACACUAAACUGUACAAGUCUCAACAACCAGUAAUGACUGAUCAAAACAACCAGUUUGACUUGAUGAGGUAAUGUGUUUUCUAACAGGAAUGUGGCUUCAUUGAAUGACAGUGGUGGGUGAAAUGGUGCGAGGGGGUCACAUGUAAAAGUGUAUAUUUUUGUAUAUACCAACAUCAUUGUGUGUACAGUAUGUACAUAUAUACACAGUGUACUCAGCUGCGGUUCCUAGUUUUGUUGUCUGACUGUACAGCGCUUCUAACUGUUCCCUGUUUUAUAGAUACUGCAGAAAAUUCAACUUUGAAUGAGGAGAAAUGAUUAACUUAAAUAAAUGCAUUUAUAUAUAUAAACUUAAA